Molecule: messenger RNA, 4863 nt
Organism: Neoarthrinium moseri
Lineage: Eukaryota; Fungi; Ascomycota; Sordariomycetes; Amphisphaeriales; Apiosporaceae
Exons: 8
Coding region: 1-4863 (1620 amino acids)
Biological process (GO): regulation of ARF protein signal transduction
Molecular function (GO): guanyl-nucleotide exchange factor activity
Source: RefSeq, a predicted model, not a curated record
AUGAGUCGAGAUGCGCAGAGCGAUGACGUCCCAGAACGACAGCCCAUGGCCGAGCCGCUGAACUCACACACCUCUGGCCGCCGAACCUCGACAGCAACCAUGCCCGUCCGAACCGACCAGGCGCCCGGCGCGCAGUUCCGCAGCCGGCCCGUCGCCGUCGCAGUCAACCCCGUCUCCUUGGUCAUAAACGAGUGCAUAUCCGUCACCUCGGUCAUGCGCAAGCACGCCCGCUGGGCCCAGUCCUCCGUCUCCUCGAUCCUCGGCGGCAACCCGAACCCGGUGCAGCUUGGGCCCCCGAGUCCCAUGCUUCGACCUGGUAGCAGAAGCUCGAAUGCGAACAUCAGCGUGGAUGGCGCGCAAGACAUUGGCGUGGCCAACCGCUGGGGGCUGCGCGGCAAGAAGGGCAAGAGCAUGCAGGAUAAUCCCCUGAUGGCUGGCUUUGGGCGCCUGCGACAUGAGCUAUCCGACUGCAAAGAUAUCCACGCCUUCGAUGCGCCCGCCCUGCUGCACCCUUUCCUCCAGGUCAUUCAGGCCUCUGCCACAUCGGCACCCAUCACCAUUCUCGCCCUCAAGGCGAUCCGCAAGUUCUUGUCCUACGGCUUCAUCAGCCCCGAGUCGCCUCGUUUCGCCCUCGCUAUGCAGUCACUCUCGACCGCCAUCACCCACUGCCGCUUCGAGGCCAGCGACUCCGCGCAGGAUGAGGUCGUCUUGCUUAUGAUUUUGAACUUGAUGGAGGAUAUGCUGUCCAGCCCCGGUGGAGCACUCCUCAGCGAUGAGAGCGUCUGUGAGAUGAUGGAGACCGGCCUGACCAUGUGCUGCCAGUCAAGGUUGUCUGAGCUUCUGAGACGAACGGCUGAGGCGUCCAUGGUGCGGAUGUGCCAGAUCAUCUUCGAGCACCUGAAGCACCUAGAGGUCGAGGCCGGCGAUGAUUUCGACGCCCUGGACAAGCAGACAAACGGUGACAUGGAUGCUGUCAAGAUGGUCCCUUCAACGAACGGAAAUGACGUGAUUGCAUCGUCUGAUGCCCCUGUCAACCCGCCUGCGGAGGAGGCCCAGGAAGCCCCGGAAGUCGAGGAGCCAAAGGGAACGACGGAAGCCAAGGAGUCAGAGGAGCCAAAAGAACCCCGAGAAUCUUCGAGUUCGGCAGAGGCCAGCAACGCGGCCGCGGACACACCCGAGGAGGACCCUUUGGAGCUUGACAUCAAGCCGUACUCCCUGCCAUCGAUGAAGGAGCUUUUCCGCGUUCUUGUCGAUCUGCUGGAUCCUCAUGACAAGACCCAGGGAGACAACAUGCGUGUCAUGGCACUACGAAUCAUUCACGUAGCCCUGGAAGUGGCGGGUCCUUCUAUUGCGAGACACCCAGCCUUGGCCUUCGUUGCUGAAGACAAGUUGUGUCGGUAUCUCUUCCAACUCGUAAGAUCAGACAACAUGGCCAUCCUCCAAGAGGCUUUGAUUGUUGCCGGCACACUUCUCGAAACCUGCCGUGGCGUUCUAAAGCUUCAGCAAGAGCUUUUCCUAUCGUACCUCGUGGCAUGCCUACAUCCUCCGGUUGAGAUUCCACGCGAGGCUGGUAUCGAUCCGUCCCUGUACGAAGGCAUACCCCAAGCUCCGAAGCUCGUAAAGCCGCCACCUUCGCAAUCAAGUAGCGGCAGGUCGACACCUGUGCCGGUUAAGGAUCGGCAGAAGCUAGGUAUGGAGGGCGGCACUCGGAAACCAGAUGCCCGGCAAGCCAUGGUUGAGAGUGUCGGGGCAUUGGCGCGAAUUCCAAGCUUCAUGGUGGAGCUUUUCGUAAACUACGAUUGCGAUACUGACCGUAUGGACAUGUGCGAGGAUAUGAUCGGACUACUGUCAAGGAGUGCCCUGCCGGACUCAGCUACCUGGAGCACCACGAGCGUUCCGCCCCUCUGCCUUGACGCCCUUCUGGGAUAUGUCCAAUCUAUUGCGGAGAGACUCGAUGAGACGCCUACGACAGAGGGAUACCCCGAUAGGAUGUCUCUUCGUGAGCAAAGGCAGCGAAAGAAGACCAUUGUCAAGGGUACAACCAGGUUCAACGAGAAACCCGAGAAGGGUCUUGUCUUCUUGCAAGCGGAAGGAAUCAUAGAUGACAUCAGCAACCCAGUAUCGGUAGCCAGGUUUUUGAAGGGCACCACCAGACUGUCAAAGUCAAAAUUGGGCGAAUACCUUUCCAAAAAGGGCAACGAGAGAUUACUCGAGGAGUUCACAGAGCUGUUUGAGUUCGACGGAAAGCGUGUCGACGAAGCUCUUCGCUUGUUCCUGGAGAGUUUCCGUCUCCCUGGCGAAUCAGCUCUCAUUGAGAGAAUAGUAACGACCUUCUCCAAGAAGUAUAUCUCCAGCGACGUUCCUCCCGGUUCCGCGGACGAGGAUGCCGUGUUUAUCCUCACUUACGCCAUCAUCCUGCUGAAUACAGAUCAGCACAACCCAAACUUCAAGGGCCAGAAGCGAAUGAGUCUGACCGACUUUGCCCGAAACCUCCGAGGUCAGAAUGGCGGCAAGGACUUCGAACUUGAGUACCUUUCCGCGAUUUACGAUACCAUCAAAUCGAACGAGAUUAUCCUCCCCGAUGAGCAUGACAAUAAGCAUGCGUUUGACUACGCCUGGAGAGAACUGCUGCUGAAGACCGAGUCCGCUGGACCGUUGAUCAUCUGCGAUACGAACAUAUACGAUGCUGAUAUGUUUGCUUCAACUUGGAAACCUAUCGUCUCUACGUUGUCUUAUGUAUUCAUGUCUGCCACAGACGAUGCUGUUUUUGCUCGUGUCGUAACUGGCUUCGAUCAAUGCGCACGGAUUGCUUCCAAGUAUGGCAUUACAGAAGCGCUUGAUCGCAUCAUCUACUGCCUGAGUUGCAUGACGACAUUAGCAACCGAUACCACCACGAACACUGCAUUGAACACGGAGAUGAAGGUGUCAGAUGACGGUGCGAGCGUCAUGGUCAGUGAGCUUGCCGUUAAGCUCGGCAGAGACUUCAAGGCCCAGCUUGCCACCCUAGUCUUGUUCCGUGUGGUUACUGGAAGCGAGGCUGUCAUCGACGACGGCUGGCAAUACAUUGUCCGCAUCUGGCUCAACCUCUUCACUAACUCUCUAAUUCCCUCCUUCUUUUCCAAUGACCCUGACCGGCUCCCCAUACCUACGAUACCCCUGCAGACGCCGUCUCAAGUCAUUGAUCGGGCAGCCAAGUCUGCGGAUACUGGGCUUUUCUCCGCCUUGUCAUCAUACAUCUCCAGCUAUGCGGCUGAUGAUCCUCCUGAGCCAUCGGCUGAAGAGCUGGAGGGUACCCUUAGCACUGUUGAUUGCGUAAACGCCUGCCACAUGGGCGAUGUAUUUGCGAACAUCUCGAAUCUCCCCAGUCAAGCAUUGGAACCCCUCUUGGAAGCACUCUUGGCCGAACUCCCAGAGGACGACAGCUCCUCGGUACCCGUUAUCACCGUCAAAUCAGAAAGCCUACCGUCCUCCCCAGGUAGUGCAAAGCAAGCACGCAAGCAGACAACAUACGAUCCUGCGGUUGUCUACAUCCUGGAGUUUUGCACAGUCCUCGCUUUGAGAGAUGCGGAAACUGUGGAAAGGCUCGGCAAGCAAGUCUCAGAUGCCCUCCAGGCCAUUCUGCGUGACGCCAGUCGGCAUCAUUCGAUACUGGUGUCGAGAGUGGCAUUCUACCAGUUCAGCAUCCUGAAGGCCAGCUAUGAACAUGACUUUGUCCGAGCCCCAGUACUCCUUCACACAAUAUCCAGUUUCCCCAAGGAUAUGCUGGCAAAGACUGCGCAGCUAGUCUUACAAGGUCUGAAGCUGUGCAUUAGCCAGCCAGGUCCUCUACGAAGCGAGAUCAUGACUUCCCCCGACUUCUGGGUGUUGCUGCGCACGCUCGCUGGUCACUCGGGGUCAUCGGGCGUUGUAUUCGACAUACUCGAGGGCGGCGUGUCGGGCACACCGUCUGCAAUCAUCGCAGACAAUUAUGAGGCUGCGAUAUCUCUACUGAAUGACUUUGCCUCGGCCGCCAAGGUUGGUGCCGUGGCAGAACAGAAAGGCGAACAAGGAAGCAGGCGGCCUCGCAGUGCUCGUCCAAAGAAGGAAACACCAAGUGAAAAUGCGGUGGUAUCUCGUGGCGUCAAGGCGAUCAACCUCAUACACAACAUGACUGCCCGCAUACCUCAUCUCAUGAAGCAGUCACACUUGGAAAGCAGCGAAGCGUGGUCGGCAUACUGGUUGCCUGUUUUCCAAGCCCUCAGCACACAGUGCACCAACCCAUGUAGGGAGAUUCGUCAUCUCGCGUUCUCGUCAUUGCAGAGAUGUCUGCUCUCGCCAGAUCUUACGAGCAGCGGCCAUGAGGAAUGGACUGCCAUCUUCGGCGAGGUCAUGUUCCCCCUCAUUCUGAAGCUGCUCAAGCCAGAGGUGUACUCGUCGGACAGAGACGGCAUGAGUGAGACACGGGUGCAGGCGGCGUCGCUGCUGUGCAAGGUCUUCCUACAAUACCUGGUUCUCCUUUCCAAAUGGGACGGGAUGCUGGAUCUUUGGCUGAAGAUUAUCGACAUCAUGGACCGUCUCAUGAACAGUGGUCAAGGUGAUAGCUUGGAGGAGGCCGUUCCCGAGAACCUCAAGAACGUCCUGCUGUUCAUGUCGAGCAGUGGAUACCUCGUGCCACCCAGCAAAGACCCGAGCCAGGAGAAAUUGUGGGUUGAGACGUGGAAGCGCAUCGAUCGGUUCCUCCCAGAUCUCAGGAAUGAGCUGGCGCUCGAGGAGCCGUCGCCGGCCGAGGAGCAGAAAGACGGCGUCGCUGAGCCCGCCGAGGCAACGGCGGAGGACAAGAAGGAAGGGGCGGAGAAGGAAGCAGAAAAGGCCGCUGCCGCCUAG